This is a messenger RNA of Ceratitis capitata (Mediterranean fruit fly), 744 nucleotides long. RefSeq lists its product as uncharacterized. The transcript has 3 exons. Lineage: Eukaryota; Metazoa; Arthropoda; Insecta; Diptera; Tephritidae. The record is from RefSeq and is a predicted model, not a curated record. Bases 1 to 621 code for a protein of 206 amino acids.
AUGCAAAGUCUUGCCUUCACAACUUUAUUUACGGCAAUUAUUGCCAACACAGUGGCUGUACCACUUUCCGCUUCAGAUAAAGCCACAGCUGACAACGGUAUACUCAACUUGCUGGUACAAACGAAUGCUUUGGGUGGCAACGCUAAUUCUGAAAUCACUACAGAAUGCUUCAACUACUAUAUGCCAAUUUUAAAUCAAAUUUCCUUGAACUUCUCCGUGCAAUAUGAGCAAUGUAUAGGCAUUGCCGACCAAGCAGCUGCUAGACUCUCCUCAACAGCUGCUAAACAUCGAGCAAGAUAUGUGAAUGAGACUGCCGCUACGUGCAAUACCUUCACUUUAUGUAAUAGUAAGCGUGACACCUUAGAUUUCUUCAAUUGCUACGCUACUGCUGCCACCGCUGAUAUUAAUAAGUUUAACAAUCUCUCGGAUAAUGCCUCAAAUGUCGCUAUAUCGUUGAAAACUGGUUUGCAACAAAUUGAGUUUGCUAAAGAUAUUUGCACAAGUGGGGCUCAGCACACCUAUACAAUGAGAACUUCAGAAAAUUAUAAAGAAUUAUAUGCCUGUUUUGCUAAUGGAUUGCCCAAGACGAGUACUCCAAGCACUAAUUUUGCAGUUAAUUAAAUAUUUUUUUAUUAAAAACGAAAAAUUAAAUUCAUAAAAUUAACAUAUCUAAUACUCAUUGGAGGAACCAUAUGUAGAUAGUUUUGUAAAGUAAAUUAUGAAAUAAACUUUUUAUACUUCGAA